AUGUCGGCCUCCGUCGAUAAACGCCAAUUCCACCUCGAACCCACUUUAAACGGGGUGGUUCGUUCGUUCAAAACAGUUCCAACCCACCGACCCAACUCUCCGGUUCCUACCUUGAACUUCUCGAAUCAAGACUUCACUCGGUCCAAUCAGAAACCAGUUCCAACAUUGGAGGAAGAAGGUUCUUCAAGCGAUGAUGAAGCUGAUUAUAAGGAUCUGAUCCGCAAAAGCAACAGUGAAUUAGAGCCGUCGAUUUAUGACCCCCGAGAUGAAGGAACGGCUGACAGCUGGAUCGAACGCAACCCUUCCAUGGUCCGUCUUACAGGGAAACAUCCUUUUAAUUCCGAACCGCCAUUGGCUCGUCUCAUGCACCACGGGUUCAUUACACCGGUCCCCCUUCACUAUGUUCGUAACCAUGGUCCUGUCCCAAAGGCCACAUGGCAAGACUGGACUGUCGAGGUUUGUGGUUUGGUUAAAAGGCCGGGCCGUUUCACCAUGGAGCAGCUAGUCAACGAAUUCCCAGCCCGUGAACUCCCUGUCACUCUAGUUUGCGCUGGUAACAGACGCAAAGAGCAAAACAUGGUGAAACAGACAAUUGGCUUCAACUGGGGUGCUGCCGGGGUGUCUACUUCCGUGUGGCGUGGUGUUCCAUUGCAUUUGCUGCUCAAGAAGUGUGGGAUCUAUAGCCGUAAAAAUGGGGCUCUCAGUGUUUGUUUCGAAGGUGCCGAGGAUCUGCCAGGUGGAGGUGGGUCCAAGUAUGGUACCAGUAUCAAGAAAGAGUUUGCCAUGGAUCCAUCUCGAGAUAUUAUUUUAGCCUAUAUGCAAAACGGUGAGCCUUUGGCGCCGGACCAUGGAUUUCCAGUGAGGAUGAUUAUACCAGGUUUUAUUGGUGGGCGAAUGGUAAAAUGGUUGAAGAGAAUAAUUGUUACUACUAAAGAGUCAGAUAAUUACUAUCACUACAAGGACAAUAGAGUACUGCCCUCUCAUGUUGAUGCAGAGCUAGCGAAUGCCGAAGCCUGGUGGUACAAGCCGGAUUACAUCAUCAAUGAGCUGAAUAUAAAUUCGGCGAUAACGACGCCGAGUCAUGAAGAGAUAUUGCCUAUUAACUCAUACACAACUCAGAGGCCGUACACCUUGAAUGGUUACGCAUAUUCCGGUGGUGGGAAAAAAGUGACGCGAGUAGAGGUGACUGUGGACGGUGGAGAAACGUGGCUAGUCUGCAACUUGAACCACCCAGAGAAGCCCAACAAGUUUGGCAAAUACUGGUGUUGGUGCUUCUGGUCCCUGGAGGUGGAGGUGCUAGAGCUACUUGGAGCCAAAGAGAUUGCGGUCCGGGCCUGGGAUGAAACCCAUAACACCCAGCCUGAGAAGCUAAAUUGGAAUGUGAUGGGAAUGAUGAACAAUUGCUGGUUCCGGGUGAAAACACAUGUCUGCAAACGUCACAAGGGUGAGAUUGGAAUUGUGUUCGAGCACCCCACGGUGCCAGGCAAACAGUCUGGUGGGUGGAUGGCCAAGGAAAGGCAUCAAGAGAAAUCCUUAGAGAAUAUCCAAACUCUGAAGAAAAGUGUUUCAACACCUUUCAUGAACACUUCUUCAAAAACUUUUUCAAUGGCUGAAGUCAAGAAACAUAAUUCAGGUGAGUCAGCAUGGAUAAUUGUUCACGGUCACGUGUAUGAUUGCACUGGCUUUCUUAAAGCCCACCCCGGUGGCACCGAUAGCAUUUUAAUCAACGCCGGUACUGAUUGCACUGAAGAAUUUGAUGCUAUACACUCUGAUAAAGCUAAAAAAAUGCUCGAGGAUUAUCGGAUUGGAGAGUUGGUCGAUUCAACAGCUUACACAUCUGACUCGAACGCAUCCUCGCCUAAUAACUCGGUGCAUGGUGCAUCCAAUAUAGCACAGAUACAUUUGGCUCCUAUUAAAGAAAUCGCUCCAGUAAAAAACGUUGCUCUUGUCCCCCGUGAAAAAAUUCCAUGCAAGCUUGUGAAGAAGGAAAUUCUUUCUCAUGAUGUGCGUCUUUUUCGAUUUGCAUUGCCGUCAGAGGAUCAAAUGUUGGGAUUGCCAGUGGGGAAGCAUAUAUUUUUAUGUGCUACCAUUGAUGGUAAGUUGUGCAUGCGAGCUUAUACGCCAACUAGCACUUUUGACGUGAUAGGAUACUUUGAUCUCGUAAUUAAAAUUUAUUUUAAGGACGUGCAUCCAAAAUUUCCCAACGGAGGACAGAUGUCACAAUACCUUGAUUCACUAUCACUGGGAUCUGUGAUAGACGUGAAGGGUCCAUUGGGUCACAUUGAAUAUGUUGGUCGUGGCAACUUUUCGGUUCAUGGCAAACCCAAGUUUGCCAAGAAAUUGACUAUGUUAGCUGGUGGGACCGGCAUCACACCAAUUUAUCAAGUGAUUCAAGCCAUUUUGAAAGACCCGGAGGACGAUACUGAGAUGUAUGUGGUGUAUGCGAACCGCACUGAGGACGAUAUUUUGUUAAGGGAUGAGCUUGAUUCUUGGGCUAGGGAAUAUGAGAGAUUAAAGGUUUGGUAUGUUGUUCAAGAGUCUGUAAAGGAAGAAUGGGAAUACAGCGUUGGGUUCGUUACAGAGAGUAUCCUGCGAGAGCAUGUGCCAGAAGGAUCAGAUGAUACUCUAGCUUUAGCUUGUGGUCCACCACCCAUGAUUCAAUUUGCCGUGCAACCAAAUUUGGAGAAGAUGAAUUAUGAUAUCAAGGAUUCCUUGCUAGUUUUUUAG
Molecule: messenger RNA, 2727 nt
Organism: Dovyalis caffra
Lineage: Eukaryota; Viridiplantae; Streptophyta; Magnoliopsida; Malpighiales; Salicaceae
Source: the annotation of a GenBank genome assembly